GUUUUGUUAUCUGUCCAAUCAGAGACGAGACGCGAUUUUUGAAAUGUAACGUGGAAUGAAAUUUUCUAGAAGAGAAGGGAUUUGUAUUUAGCAUUUGAUAUAAGAAUAUUUUGUGGUGAUUGAAGUGUAAAGUAUUGACUUGACAAAAUAUGGAUUGGGUUGCUAGUGAAUGGAAACAAAAUUUGCCUCCUUUGGCAGUUCAAAAAAUCAAUUGCCUUGAAGAACAAGUUGAAAGAUUACAGAAGGAGAAACAACAAAAGCAGCUUCAAGUAGAAAGUUUGGGACAAAAUUUAGAUAUUCAAAAAAGAAAGUUAGAAGAACAAAAGUUGCAAAAGUUACAAGUAGAGAGAGAACAACAAUCUUUAAAUGAAACAAACUGUGAAUUGGAACAAAAACUACAGAAAAUGCAUCAAGAACUUAAUGUUAAAGAUUCAAAAAUAAAAUGUCUUGAAAAUCAUUUAGCACAAUCAAAAUUACAAAAAGAAAACAUGAAGUCGAAAGAGAAAGAAUCAACAAAUAUGGUUGAUAAAUUCACAAUGAGUGAUGAUUUGAUGGAAAUUGAUUCUAAAAAAGAAGAAAAAUUAGAUAAGGAAUUAAGUCAAUACCAGAAAUGUGAAACUCCCCAAAGUGGUAGUAAAUAUGGUUUUAAACAUUCUGAUCAAUUAGAAAAAUCAAGAAUUGAUAUUGAAUUGGCCAAUGAAAAAAUAAUGUGCUUAGAACAAAAGAUUAUUCAAUUAACCAAAGAAUUAGAAUGCCAAAGGCAUAAUUCAGAAGCAGUAAAAUUAACAAUUGAACAAAAAUUUAAAGAAAAGGAGAACAACUUUAAAGAUGAAAUAAAAAAUCAGACGCAAGCUUUGUAUGAUUUAGAAAAACAAUUCACAGAGACGAAAUCGAAGUUACAGCAAGAACUGACUUGUGCUCAAAAAAAUGUAGAUGCAUCUAACUUUCAACUGGAAAAAUUGGAAAAACAAAAAAAGUAA
Messenger RNA from Centruroides sculpturatus (bark scorpion), 980 nucleotides. RefSeq names its product centromere protein F-like. Gene Ontology annotation, molecular function: dynein complex binding; microtubule binding. Bases 150 to 980 code for a protein of 276 amino acids. The transcript is spliced from 7 exons. Gene Ontology annotation, biological process: regulation of G2/M transition of mitotic cell cycle; metaphase chromosome alignment; mitotic cell cycle. The record is from RefSeq and is a predicted model, not a curated record. Gene Ontology annotation, cellular component: chromosome, centromeric region; spindle pole; nucleus. Lineage: Eukaryota; Metazoa; Arthropoda; Arachnida; Scorpiones; Buthidae.